Messenger RNA from Solanum lycopersicum (tomato), 1925 nucleotides. RefSeq names its product serine racemase. Lineage: Eukaryota; Viridiplantae; Streptophyta; Magnoliopsida; Solanales; Solanaceae. Gene Ontology annotation, molecular function: threonine racemase activity; D-serine ammonia-lyase activity; magnesium ion binding. The record is from RefSeq and is a predicted model, not a curated record. Gene Ontology annotation, biological process: D-serine biosynthetic process.
UUUUGGUAGUAUAUUUCUUAAUUUGCUGUAAUGGGUGUAGAAAUUAUCUGAAAUUGAGUUUGUUUUCUUUAUGGACCCAAAUGUUUUCUUGAGCUGAUUCAUCAAGUUCUUGAUUUUAGAAAUUAUCUGAAAUUGAGUUUGUUUUCUUUAUGGACCCAAAUGUUUUCUUGAGCUGAUUCAUCAAGUUCUUGAUUUUAAAUAAGAAAUGGGGAAUCAAACUCUUAUUGGGGAAAGUUUGGGUAGCUAACGGAGUGAGUUACUAAGAUACUCCUGUUUCUUGUUGUUUAUGUAUGAAAAAAUGUACCUUUUUUAUUUAUAUUUCCUUGAUAAAGAUGGUAGUAGUGUAUUUAGAUAUGCUUGUUUUGGUGAAGUGUUCUGUACAGUGGCGGAGCUAGGAUUUGGAAGUAUGAGGUCUGGGUUCUAAGAUUUAACUUUCUCAAGUGCUAGUAAUUGGAUUGUGGAUUUAUUUGGUGAUUUUUUUUAAAAUGCAUAUACAUGAUUUGAACCAAAGAUAUAUGCUAACUCUAUCAAUGUGUCUGUGUAUCUGCAAUCUUGUUUGUUGGUGAUGGGGGAAGUUGGUUAUCUCAUUGAGUGGUUGAAUUUUAAGGUAGCGGAAGUAGAAUAAUGUUGUGAGGAUGAGACCACUGACUUAUAAGUUAUGUUGCUCGGAUUCUCUUCAAGGUGUGUGUUUGGUACUCCAAAAAUAGUGCCUUUUUGAAGGAUUUGACAGGGGCGUAUUUACAUAUGGUUAUUUGGUUGAUUGGUCUGUGUAUCUGGAUCCAGAGGCGGAGCAAAGAAAGCUUCAGGAGUAUUGACUUCUAGUAAUUAUUGAUGGAACCAAACUGCCCAACAUCUAGCAACGAUUAUGCUGCUGACAUCUCUUCCAUCAGGCAAGCUCAAGUACGCAUCGAGCCCUUUGCGCACAGAACUCCUGUAAUCACCUCAGAAACUUUAGACUCUAUUGCUGGAAGAAAGUUGUACUUUAAAUGUGAAUGCUUUCAGAAGGGGGGAGCUUUUAAAUUCCGAGGGGCAUGCAAUGCUAUUUAUUCACUUGAUGAUGAUCAUGCUGCUAAAGGAGUUGUAACUCAUAGCAGUGGAAAUCAUGCUGCAGCUCUUGCUUUGGCUGCAAAGCUACGGGGCAUCCCUGCUUAUAUAGUUAUACCAAAAAAUGCUCCAAAAUGCAAAGUCGAGAAUGUCAAACGUUAUGGUGGUCAGGUUAUCUGGAGUGAGCCAUCGAUGCAGUCCCGAGAGGAUACUGCAAACAAGGUGUUGCAAGAUACUGGUGCUGUUCUUAUUCAUCCCUAUAAUGAUGGUCGCAUUAUAAGUGGGCAGGGUACAAUAUCACUGGAGCUUCUGGAACAGGCUUCUGAAAUUGACACCUUAAUAGUCCCAAUAAGCGGUGGUGGUCUGAUAUCGGGAGUUGCGUUGGCUGCCAAAGCCAUUAAUCCUUCCAUUCACAUUUUUGCCGCCGAACCAAUGGGAGCAGCUGAUGCUUUCCAGUCGAAGAUCAAUGGCAGGAUCACUAAGUUAUCCGAGGUCAACACUAUUGCCGAUGGGCUUCGAGCCUUUCUUGGAGACCUUACAUGGCCUAUCGUCCGUGAUCUCGUGGAUGACGUCAUAGUUGUUGAUGAUGAAGAGAUAAUACAAGCUAUGAGACUUUGCUAUGAAAUUCUAAAGAUUGCAGUGGAACCAAGUGGAGCUAUUGGCCUUGCAGCAGUUCUUUCCAGUAGUUUUAAAACAAAUCCAGCCUAUAGUAAAUGCAAUAAUAUUGGCAUUGUAAUUUCUGGAGGCAAUGUUGAUCUUGGUGUGCUUUGGAAUUCCGUUAACAAAUGAGAAACUAUGUAUUCAAUCUCUCCCCUCAUUGGAACAAACUUUUAUAUGAUUCAUGUAUUCUUGCAAUUUCUUGUUCUUUGUUUUAUGUUUCA